Candoia aspera is the source of this 7294-nucleotide messenger RNA. RefSeq names its product transcription activation suppressor family member 2 (gene TASOR2). Bases 102 to 7259 code for a protein of 2385 amino acids. Gene Ontology annotation, biological process: negative regulation of gene expression, epigenetic. The record is from RefSeq and is a predicted model, not a curated record. Gene Ontology annotation, cellular component: nucleoplasm. The transcript has 17 exons. Lineage: Eukaryota; Metazoa; Chordata; Lepidosauria; Squamata; Candoiidae.
GUGCCGUUUGGAGGAAGUCUACGGUAGUAGGUAGAAUCGCUCGAUGUCCAUCGGACCAGCCCCUAUGUAAAGCUCGCUCGGCUGGGUGGGGGCCUUGGAGAAUGUUGCCGCUCAGCUGCAAAAACUUAGCUGAACAUGAGAUGAAAGUGCUCUAUCGGGCCUGGGAAGGACAGCUUUUCAUCCAGAAUCAGCGAGUGUGUGACAUCGUCCUUCGGUCGCCCUUUCAGGCUUCGAUUCCAGCUGAAUUGCCAGCCAAGCUGGAAAUCAAAUACGUUGUGGGGAUCUCUGAAUUGCGAGAAAAGUUGCCCGAAGCUGCAUUUAAAAAAGCCAAUUAUGUGAAUGACGAAGUCUGCUGUCAGAAGCUGUGGUUCCAUUUAUAUGAAGUGGAAAUAUUACAUGAAAGUGAACUGAAAGAUCAGCUAAUUGGAAGCAUGAAAGAAAAGAAUCUGGCACUCGUCAAACACUUAAAUGACUGCGGCAUUCUCCUCUUCCUCACCUCGUCCGUCUUGGUGAAAGAAAAAGACUCGGAUCCGAACAAUUUGGCCUCUCUUCAAGCGUUGUUUUUAUUUCCAUCACCGGGGCCAAAACAUUUAACAGCAAGAGACUGGAAAUGUGAAGAGGAGAGAAACGAGGCCCCCCAGCAGGUCCCCCUGGUCCUUCCCUUCCUUCGGCACGCGUUGGCAGAAGCAGCCAAACGUCCGGAUCCAAAGCCAGCCGCUUCCAGUGCUUUGAUAAAACUGCACAUGCAGGAAUUUGCAAAGCAGAGUUCGACGCCAAGCUCCGAAAAUGCAGACAGCCCGGCCUUUGCUUCCAAGCCUUUGUCCGAGAGCCCCGAGUGGGACAGCUCGAACGAAAAAUGCUCCCCGGCCUCCUUCUUGGACCUCCAGUUUUACCUCUCGGACCCUCAAAGUUACACCCUCGAGGUCUCGUUGGCCGUCACGUGUUUGAAGGGCAGCUCUCAGUUUCCCGGCGGCCGUGCAGCAGAAGCAGAUUUAAAUUCAGACCCUUUGCCCUCAGGUGGGCCAGACCAAGCGAUUGGAACGGCCACGGCCCCCCUGGCCAGACAUACGCCUGGCAGAGAUGCAGCUCUGAACAGCAGCCCGGGAGGAGACCGGCCCUCGCAGUGGAGUAAGAGAAAAUCCAGUCGGAUCCUGGGGUCGAGCACGAAGAAGAAAUGGUCUCCUCUGAAGGUCCAUUGUAUCAUGGAGAGCAGCAAGAAGAAGGAGAAGGAGAAAAAGAAGAAGAAGAAGAAAAAGAAGAAGAAAUCGCCCAAGCAGAUGAUGGAUCUCAGCAUCCCGUUCGCUAAAGACCCCAGAUCCCCAGCAGAUUCUAAGGAGCCCACCCUGAAAUUAAAAAAUCUUCAGAAUCCACUGAGAAGGAAGAGGGGGGCUGAAGUUUUGUCUGCAGAAUUCAUCCAAGGAACGAGGAGUGAGCUGCCUGAGGGAGCCACGGGGUCUUCAGGAGGGCUCACCACAGAGGAAAAGAAGCCCCGCCUGAAGGAGGCCGAAAAGAUGAAGAGCGAGGACAAAAUGGACGCCAGGAGGCCAACUACGAGGAAAGGUGUCCAUGGCGCUUCUUCGGAGAGGCAGCGGGGUGACCCCGUCCCCGUACCAAAGGACACAGCUGCUGCAGAAGCCCUCCGGCUCCCCAGCAGGGAGGACUGCGAUUCGCACGCGUUGAACCUGUUGGCCGACUUAGCGCUGAGCUCCUGUAACUCUCCCCUGGAUGGGAACAGUCGAAGAGACUCCGGGCGUUUCCGUCCGUCCCGGGAACACCGUCUGCUGAGGGGGAAAUUUUUGCACAAGUCUUCGGAUCACGAAUAUCACAGGGCCACCCGAAAGUGGAAGGGCGCUUUCCUUCCUGGCCAAGCCUCCCGACCGUCCCUUUGGCCUGCCAGGGAGAUGGGCAGGGACAGGGACUGGCCUUUGAAUGCCAAGGAACGAGGUGCUGUGAGUUCCAGCAGGAAGAGGAAGGCAAGGCCCAGCGUGGCCAAAUCCCCCCUGGCACUUCUGGACGAGACCGGAGACCUUUCAGACUCGAGCGUCUUGAUUUCCUUAGAGCACUCAUAUGCCUCUCCGGUCUCUGAGACUGUAAAGAAAGGGAUGCCACGCUCUCCCAACCCAAGGAAUGGGGUGAAGCAGGAUAAACCGGGUCCCCUGGUCGGGAAAGUGCUUCCCUUCCAGUACCAGCAGGAUUUGUGCCCACUGGGCAAACAGGUUAUGAACCAUUUACCGCCUGCCCGCUCUUCCGUCAUGGCCACGCGGCUGAGGGAAGACUUCUCUGCCUCCCACCAAGUGACGUCUUGCGAUAAAACUGUCCAAGUCACUUUCCAAUGGGAGGCGAAAUACCUCUUCAAUUUAGAUAGCAAAUACACUAAUAAUUCCUUAGAAAAAACAGUUUUACGGGCAGUACACGGGCCCUGGGAUGAGAGCCUCUCAGAUAACAUGGAAGAAAUGGGGCUCAUACUCCAUAUGUGGGUGGCGCUGUUCUAUAGCAAACAGUUCCAAGCCCUGACAGUACGAAAAGUGGUUGAGCACAGUAACCCUGCCAAGUACGUGUCCCUGAACAGUCUUGUGGAUCCCUUGGAGCCCAUUGAUGAUGGUGGCGGACCUUAUGUUUUGGAGAAACGCCCUGUGGAUUCUCUCUCUGAAGCUGACCAAGUAUCUGGUGAAGGAGGAGAAGAUGGACCGGUUUCUCCUUCCGAGAAGCCACUCUCGUGUAACAAAUUGACCUCCACCAACUGUUUAGAGGAUGAGGGCCCUCUUAUUAAACUUGAAGAAACCAAGGACCUGCUUUGCAAGGAAGAACCAUCCCACCCUCCUCUAAAGUCCUUUGUUAAGGUGGUUGGAGAAGAGCCCAGAGAACAAUCUUUGCCACACCCUGCCCCUCCUGCUGAAAACUUGCCUGGAGUUGACGAACGUGUGAGCCCUCAGACCUGUAAAACUAAGGCAGAAAGAAGCCAAGGGGCUAAGUUAGCUGAAGCUUCCCAAAGUGAUGCAGGACCCUCAGAGUGUUCAAGACGCCAACAGCCUAUAGCAAGCACCGAAGUGGCUGUUUCUGUAGAGAGCUGGGGAAUCGAUACUCCGUCCUCUUCAGAAGAAGUGAAGGAGGACAAUGUCCCAGCUGGUGGUCCCAAACGAUGUACGUCGGAAGCAGUGUGGUUAGAAGCAGACGUGAAGUCUAGGGAAGCUGAUAGUCCAGGUAGAAAGGUGCAGGAUCUGUACGGGCUCCGUACAGAUGAGGAAGAUGGAGAAAGCAUGGAUUGGGGAUCAAUUGAUCUUGCUCUGUCAGAAAGCAACGAUGCUGACACGGACGCCCAAGAUGUGGAUCUGGAUCCAGAGAAUGAGGAAUAUCCAGAGAAAAGUUGUGUGAAAGAAAAGAAAGAAACAGAUAGUGUAUGUGAUGUAGCAUCACCCAGCCGUGGCCCUCUCCCAUCUAGGACAUCACCAGAUGCUUUGUCUAUGCCUCAGACAGAAUUCCUGGGUGCCCAAGAAGGUGCCAUAGGACCAUCCUCAAUUUCUGUAGCUCCGAACCAAAUGGGUUUGAUUGAUACGGUUCCUCAGCAGGCAAGCCCAUUACAUCAAGGGACUUUUGAUGAAAAGAUUGCUGAAUCAGCCAAAAAUAUUGAUCCCGUAUCUCCGAAGCAAAUGGAUGAAGUGGAGAACUCACAUAUAUCCCAGGAAGAUAAAGCGAUCUUGGCAGAUUCAGCUUCUGUUCAAGUUGCUGGAGAAUUCCCAAAUGAUCUAGCAACUCAAGAUGAGUCAUUAGAAAGUCAAGAGUCUCUUGAAUCAGUGAAAAGUUCUAGGAUCCCAAACCAAAUUCAUGUAGUUGACAUUUCGUCUGUUUCCCAGGAAGACAAUGGGAUCCAUUUGGCUUGUCCAGCUUCAUGGCAGGCUAGCCCUGUCCAUCAGAGAGCUCCUGAUGAAGUGGUAGAGCUGCCAAGGGGCCAGGAAGACCAUCUGGAAAACCCCCUGUAUCGCAUAUUUCAAAAUCGAAUGGAUUUGAUUGAAGAUAUUUCUCAGGACAGCACAGAACUGGCUGAUUCAGCUGUACAUCUUUGUGAACCAAACAGCAAACCGUGUGUGAACUCAGCACCAAAUAGUAUAUCAACUCAGCAGGAAUUUGUGGAAAACCAAGACAGCUCUGUGGGAUCCACUCAAAGACUUGCACUUGCCAAAGAAAUGGAUUUGGUUCAAAGGCUUUGUGCUCCUGAGGAGGAAGAAGAAGGAAACCAUCUGGCUAGCCUAGUCCACUUGCAGACUAGUUCUCCCCACCAGGAAACUUCUGAUGACACUGCAAAAUUGCAGGAAGACCACAGUGCCAGAAUGGAUUUGGUUGAGGAUUCUUCCUUUUCCCAGGAAAAGGAAGUCAUUAACCCAAUGGACAAAGUUUUGCUGCAAGUUAAUGAACGACAGCCAGUACCACUCAAUUUUGGCACUCAAGAGGAACAGAAGGCAAGGCAGAGAGAAGAGUUACAGGUGGAUUCUCAGCAUGCAGAAGAAUAUCUGAGUGUGGAGUUGCACAAUGUGGAAUCUGAGACUUACUCCAAGAAUGAAACCUCUUUGGUUCAAGAGAAUAUCAGAGAUUCUUCUGCAAGUCAAGAAAUAGCAUCUGAUGAUGGUGUGGAAAAACUGACUGUUACCAUGGUUGCUAUAGCUGAAGAUGUCAACACUUUAAUUAAUGAAUUGGUAGACGCUGUGUGUGCCAUGACAGUUCAGAGGGAAGAAAUGAGUGCUGAAAAGAAGACGGGCUUAGAUUGGAUUAGUUCAGUAACACUGGAGUGUGUGACACCUCCUGAGAGUGAUGAUGAGGGUUGCCCAACUGACCAGCUUUCCCACGUUGACUUGAAAUGGGCUGAUGAAUGUUUAGAACGGAGUUCCAUCUUUGAUGAUCAAGAGAAAGACUUACAAGCCAGGGUAAAAGGACAAGGAGAGUUUUGUUCAUCACCAAAUGAAAACGUAACAUCUGAUCUAGUAGAUGUUUCUGAAAAAACUGGUCUUCAAGGGAAUGAUACUACCUCAACUGCCACAGAGGUCUUCUCAAGUUGUGGCACAAGUCAGGCAAAGCUGGGCACAACCAACCAAGAAUGCAGAUGUUCAUUGCUUGAAACCACUGAGUCGCUGGAGGUGGAUGACUACAACGUGUCCAUUUUGGGGAAAGUUGAGCAAACAAAAACUAGCCCAGAAGAACCCAUUUGUGACAGGGAAGACUGUUCUGGAGUAGUAGAUGUGGGAAACUCACCCUUUGUCUCGGCACAAAGUCAGACUGACUCUUUGGCAGAAGAAUCUGAUUCUUUGGUCAAUGGAGAUACAAGACAAGCUCCAGAUGAUUGUGAAGAAGUGACCCAAGUAGAGGCAAAAGAGCAUCUGGGGAAUCUUGAAGACCCUCUGCCUGGUGAAAGGACACAGUUUCCCACCAGUUCUUCAGGUAUGGAUAUGGACUGGGAAGGUGAAUCUCUGAUGGCAGGCAGUGGCCAAGAUCCUUGUGCAGAUUGGUAUCCCAGAAGUAAGCUUGAGAGUUUGUAUCACCCAAGAUUCGAGGCCUCCCCAAGCAUUACUGAGUCUGAAUUCAUCUGUGGUUCAGGUCCUGGGAACGAGACUUGUAAAGAUGGGGAUUGGGCAUCCUUGGAAAAUAGCCCAAAGGUGUUGGAUGCUAAGUCUGAGGCCGUGAAAUACGACUUCCCUUUUGGUUUAAAAAAAGAGGAUUGGUCAGUAUUGCUGUCUCUUGACCUGGACCAUAAGCCCAAGCCCUUCAAGGAUUACAUCAACUUCUCCAUAACCAAGAGGCACAAAGAGAAAAACAGGACUUUCCACUCAUUCUCCAAACAGCACAGCCCUUUCACCAGAGAUUUGGGGUUGAUCAACGCCUGGAGUAGGAGCUGGGGACUGCUGAAUGACCCAGUGCAGAACAUUUUAGACAUGGAAUGCCUGCGGUUCCAUUGCAGGGUCAAGGAGAUCCUGAAGAAAUCACAACGUUCUACCUCCCGUGUUCUUUCCACCAAGAAGACCCCACCUCAAGCGAUAGCAGAAGUGUUACUGUUGAGAAAGGUAUCUGAAGUGUCAGCUGCCAGUUCCUCUCCUAGGAGCAGAAGUCCACUUCUGGUCACCAUUGUCAAUCCAAAUCCGAGGACCAGUGGCAGAUGCGAUGAAUUCUUAGACCCCCUUCCUGCCGUCUGGGAUCGAUUUUGCUCAGCCGCUGCGCUGAAGAGUCAAGUGGGGCCGGGGCCGAGGGACCCUUUCCACCUCCCAAAACUCACUCACAGUAAGCUAAACAAUUUCCCAGGGGAUCUCCCGGGCAUUGCCAAUGAGUUUGCCAAGCUCAGCAGAGUGAUGGCAUCCGAGAGCAUGCGGGCAUGCAACCGUGAGAGAGACCCCACUGCUACCUCAGAAGUUGUGGGCGAGAAAGGGGGCCCGGCUCUGCCUCCCAGGGCCAUCAGCUACGAUCAUCUCUUCACUGAACUGCACAACACACUACAUUUCCGGCUGAAAAGCAUGGCUCAGGAAGCAUGCAGAAAACCCUACUCGUUCUACUUGUUGGAAACAGAUGAUGAUCCUUUCUUUGGGAGAAUGAAGAAUUUGCUGAAAAAAGGAGGUCAUCCUGAAGUGGAUCUACUGCAGUUCUGUAAAGGAGGCGACAUGGAAAUGGACAACCUGGUGGUCAUCGUUAGAAAUGAGGACAUUUUUCCGCACAUUCAUGAAGUCCCUUCCUUGCUGCGUCUCAAACACUUCCCCAAUGUGACUUUUGCCGGCGUGGACAGCCCCGAAGAUACCCUGGAUCAUACCUACCAGGAGCUGUUUCACAGCGGAGGCUUUGUUGUAUCUGACGACAAAGUGCUCGAGGCGAUGACAGUGGGGGAGUUGAAAGAUGUGAUCAAAACCCUGGAGAAGCUCAACAGUUACGGGAGAUGGAAGUGGCUUCUUCACUACAGAGAAACCAAGAACCUCAGGGAGGAUGCCAGGGGGGAUCCUGCCGCGCACACCAAGGAGUCUGUCCUGAGAUCCUGCCAGGGGGCAAACAUCACCGAAGUCCUCCACUAUCACAAGUGUGACUCCAGAUCUUGCCCGAGGUUUGAGCGUUUCAGCUGUCUGUUGAACUUGCAGAUUCAGCACAUCACCAAGAGGUUUGCCGUGUUUCUCACAGAAAACGCCAGUGCCAGCCGAGAGGCCCUGGAGAACCGAGGCAUUCUGGGCCUGGACGUCGGCGGUUUCCUUGCAACCGCCCAAGAGAUGGUGGUGCCAUUUGGACGUGGCUUUUGGUAAGGAAAGAGGUGGGAUGGAGACUGAGGGAAGUUAAA